AUGGGAUCACUUGCUUCUGCGGGAGGGGCUCGUUCUCGUCGGUCAUUCAAUGGGUGCUAUGCCCCCUUGGAUGCUGUCGAAAGUCCGCGGCCUGCCGAGAUGAAGGCUCAGCAGCAGGUUGCUUACGAGUCAGAAGAAUCUGUACGCUGGACGGUCGAUAAUGUCUUGGCAAACACUGCGAACUUGACUGCGCUUGAUAUCGACAUGAUUGUCCGUGACAGCUUAGCCGGGAACCCUUUGGCGAAGAAAGCUUGGCCUUUGUACGGGAUGCAAGAAGACGUUUCUGAGUCCGCGCGGAAGAUUUCGACCUCCAAGGUAUCUAUUGGGGUCCGUGUAGUCGUUGGCAAUGAAGAUGUCGUGGAGCCCAUGGAUAGGGUUCAAUCCAAGGUCGUCUCAUUCCUACGAGAGAAUGUUCGAGGUUUCUAUGGCCGUUGCGAAGGACGCGAAGCACCUUCUGCCGCUUGA
Penicillium cinerascens is the source of this 465-nucleotide messenger RNA. RefSeq names its product Alpha/Beta hydrolase protein. The record is from RefSeq and is a predicted model, not a curated record. The transcript has a single exon. The coding region runs from base 1 to 465 and encodes 154 amino acids. NCBI's taxonomy places the organism in Eukaryota, Fungi, Ascomycota, Eurotiomycetes, Eurotiales, Aspergillaceae.